This is a messenger RNA of Perognathus longimembris pacificus (Pacific pocket mouse), 3834 nucleotides long. RefSeq names its product EF-hand calcium binding domain 8 (gene Efcab8). Gene Ontology annotation, molecular function: calcium ion binding; protein binding. Bases 228 to 3800 code for a protein of 1190 amino acids. The transcript is spliced from 26 exons. Lineage: Eukaryota; Metazoa; Chordata; Mammalia; Rodentia; Heteromyidae. The record is from RefSeq and is a predicted model, not a curated record.
CUUUCCUUCCUGAGCUGGCUUCAAACUGAUUCUCAGAUCUCAACCUCUUGAGUAGCUAGGAUCACAGGAAUGAGCCACUGGCGCCCAGCAUGGGAAAAGGAAUGUUUAUGCUGGCUGAGAGUCUGUAGGCAAGGACCAACCUCUUUCCUUUGACGGUCUUUUCUGCCUUUAAGGGACUGUCUAGGUCUGCCUUGCAAUUGGUUCUUACAAAGACUGGAGUUAAAGUGAUGAUGAUUCCCUAUUUUAGGUCAAGACAGGUGUCUUCUGAGGAUUUGGAAGCGCGUUCCCAAGGGCCCAAGGUCAGGGAGGCGCCCAAUUCCCGGAUAGCAUCCACCACUGUCAGCCAGACUUCUUUCAUCCACCAGAGGAUUCAGCAUUUCACUGAGCUCCACUUGGCUAAGGUGGAGAAAGUGUUUGAGGAGGACGUUGGCUCGAAUGGAGCCCUGGACUUGCAAGCCUUCAUUAAGUCCAUGAAGAGGGUGCUGAGCAAUGUGUCAGAUGAGACGCUGGAGGCGCUAUUCUUGAAAGUAGACUCAGACUGUAAUGGCUGUGUCACUUGGCAAAAGUAUGUAGAUUUCAUGAUGCGGGAGUUACGGGUAAAGGAAGAUAUGAGGAAGAGCCAGUACCGCCUGCGCUUCCACUUUCCCAUGAGGAUCGUCCACCUGAAUCAUGGAUGUGAGAUCGUGAAAGUGGAGUAUUUAAUCCAACGCUCCAAGAAAAUGGGGGUUUUCCUGACUAUCACCAAAGAUGGAAUCUUACAGUUCUGGACGGAGACUUUCUCCCUUAUUACCUCCUUUAGGCUGAAGGAUCUCCAGAAGCUCCAUAAACAGCAGAUGUGGGUCAUUGACAUGGUGUGCCUGCACAACCUGAACCUCAUUGCAGUUGCAUCCACCGAUCUGAAGAUAGAGUUCUUUGAUGUCAGUAACUAUUUCUGUGUCCGGGCCUUUACCUUUAUUGACCUGGAUAGCUGUGUUCUGGUCAUGGAUUACUGGUCUGACUAUCAAAGAGGUGUGUUCUGCUACGGGGACACCAAGGGCAACGUCGUCAUCUUCACCUCUGAUGACGUGAACUAUGGAUUGUUCAACCCCAGCCUCCUCCCCAAGACCACCAAAUUUGAAGUCUUGACCAACGUUUCCCUGAGGAAACUCUUAAAAGAGAAGUCCACUUUAUAUAAAAGCUACCGGCUGAGGGCUGUCCAUACCAACUGGUGUGAGCAGGUCAAGUUCAUUCCCCGGCUAAACCUGGUGGCCUCCUGUUCUGCCAUCGAGAAGUCCUCUCUGGUGAUGAUAAUACUGCCACCCACUGACUCCGAGAGGCCCAAGUUAUCAGUGCUGAAUCUAAGAAAAGGAAUCCUUUGCUUUGAUUACUGCCCAGACAAGAACUUCCUAGUGACUGGUGGCUAUGACCCCCAUAUCCGCCUGUGGAACCCCUUGGUCUCCAAAAAGCCUGUGUGGCUGAUGAAGGGACAUCAGACAUCAGUGACUCACAUCAUCAUGAAGAGUGAGAAUAGCAUCUUCGUCAGCAUCUCCAGGGACAAGAACAUUCGUGUAUGGGACCUGCAGGACUAUGACUGCCUCCAGUCCUUUGGUGGGAAGAUGUUUGCCCUGGGAAACUGUGCCAUCACCAGUGCCUACUUACACAGAGACAACACCCUUGUCUGCAGCACCUACUCUAUUGGGAUCCUUAAAGGGUACUUGGAGUCCCAGGAGCCAGUGAAAGGACUAGCCAUGACAACGCACAGCUCGGCCUUGUGUGCCGUCCUCUACAGCAAGAUCUUGAAGCAGGUGGUGAGCGGCUGCCUGCACGGUGAGGUGAGUGUGUGGGAUGUCAAGACGGGCAGGAGGAAGAUGGAGUUCUCAGUGGCCAACACUCAGCCUGUGGAGCUGACGGCCAUGGCCCUGGACGAGUCAGGGCGAUGUCUGCUCACGGGUUUACGAGAUGGCACCAUGAGGAUGUGGAACUACAACACUGGCGAGUGCCUGCUGACCUUUCCCAACCCGGACGAAAUGGAGAUUACUGGAAUUGUCCAUAUGAGCGGAGGGUUCUACAUGUCGGGGUGGAAUAAGAGAGUCACCAGUUUCUUGUUCCACAAGACCAAGCCGGUGCUCAUGUGCUACCACUGGCAGACCUUCCACACGGAGGACAUCCUGAGCAUGGCCAAGUACCAGAACCAGUUCCUUGGGACCUCCUCCUACAACGGGGACAUCCUUUUCUGGAACAUCAACAUGGGGAAGCCCAUCUUGAAUUUCAAUGCCUCCAAGAGCCCUUGGCCCUUGCCGCCCAAGAGGGUGCAGGAACCUCUGAUUGAGGCCUCUGAGCCUAAUGCAGACUUGAAGGAGCAGAAGUGGGCAUACAGGCCCUUCAUGCAGUCUUCUGCUGCUAACUUCAAGACGACGUCCAAUGCCAUCUUGAGGCAGAGCCUGACGUCGGCCCCCCCUGUGAUGAGGCAUGUGAGAGAUGAGGCGUACAGGUCUACAUUCCAGGUACCCAUGAGUGCCAGCAGAGCCCAGCUAUUAAAGAAGUCCUAUGGGCGAUACGUACCUUAUACAGAGACUGAAAGGAAAAAAGGGGAAUUCAAGACAAAGUUGAUGGUGCAGUCCAAUUUAUCAGUGGAGAAGAUAAUCUUCCUGCAAUCCCGGCCUCGCCUGCCCCACACAGCAGCCCUGCUGAGCAGCUGCAUCAAUGGCUACAUCUACGCCUGGUCCAUUCAUGGGAGCGGAGGUCUGCUGGGGAAGUUCCCUGUGGACUCAGAUGUCAGUGGGAGCGUUGUCGUGGGCGCCAUGGCCUCAGACGAGAACAACUGCAUCCUCAUCACAGGGGACUGUAGGGGAAACAUCCGGAUCUGGGACAUCAAAGAUUACUGCAUAUUUGUUGGGCACUACUCAACUCCACGCAGUGUCAAGUACUCCAGUGAAAUACAGAACAAGUUCCGGGUCUUAAUUCCUAAACCCCAGAUCAGCACACCGUACUACGUUCCUCUCAAGGAAAAGGAGGUCAUCGAAGGCCAGAGCAUUUCCCUGGUUCCCCCUCAGCUCCUGAUUACAUGGAAUGGCCAUUUGGACAGCGUGGCAGAUAUCGUGUAUGUAGACAGCUUCCAGCUGGUGGUCAGUGCCGGCCAGGACCUCAACCUCAAGGCUUGGAAACUCUCUGGUGUGGCCAUUGGGACAUUUGGCCUGAGUGUUUGGAAGAGACUACAGGAUGCCACGAUAGACAGUGGUUAUGAACAAGCUGCAGACUUAGAGGAAGAAGAAGGCUUCAUCGACAAUGUUUCCAAGGCCUCCCACCUGGAGCUUCAAAAGGAGCUGGCUGAGGCCCUGGCGUACCAACGGCGGGAGCAGGCGGUUCUGAUGGACCUUCUGAAUGAGAAGCCUGACAAGGAGGCCGAGGCGUGGGCCAGGCUGCAGAAGAUGGCUGGGACAUCACCGUGGGCUGGAGAGCACUCCCUCCAAGACAUUGAGGAGACCUGGAACAAGUGGGAGGGUCAGGGCAAGCAGCUGAGUGAAGUCUUGGGAGCAUCCUACAAGCCCAAGGACCACUCUCGGGCCACCAGACUCCUGACUACCAGCGUGAAUUACAGCUGCAUGAAGCACCAGAUCUCACCUCCGGUCUACCACAGCCUGUACUUCAAUGAGCUGGAGCCCACCCAGCCUACCUUCCUGGCGUUCAAGAUCCCAGCCCAGCGCACUGUCCACUGGGAGGACCAGAGUUCCCGGAGGCAGUCACGUCUGGUCCCCACUCCUCUGUGCCCCCUGCAGCCCCAGCCUCAAGGUUGCUCUACUCCACCAUGUCUGCCUCCCUGAAGUCUCCGGCCUCUGUCUCCUCACUGUGGCCCGU